Molecule: messenger RNA, 1188 nt
Organism: Scomber japonicus (chub mackerel)
Lineage: Eukaryota; Metazoa; Chordata; Actinopteri; Scombriformes; Scombridae
Product: diencephalon/mesencephalon homeobox protein 1-B-like
Exons: 4
Coding region: 1-1188 (395 amino acids)
Biological process (GO): regulation of transcription by RNA polymerase II
Molecular function (GO): DNA-binding transcription factor activity, RNA polymerase II-specific; RNA polymerase II transcription regulatory region sequence-specific DNA binding
Source: RefSeq, a predicted model, not a curated record
AUGCAGCACUACGGGGUGAACGGCUACUCUCUCCACGCCAUGAAUUCACUGAGCGCCAUGUACAACCUCCACCAGCAGGCGGCGCAGCAGGCGCAGCAUGCACCUGACUACAGGCCCUCAGUGCAUGCACUCACUCUUGCAGAGAGACUGGCUGACAUUAUCCUUGAGGCCCGAUAUGGCUCCCAACACCGAAAGCAGAGGCGCAGUCGGACAGCCUUCACUGCUCAGCAGCUGGAGGCUCUGGAGAAAACCUUCCAGAAGACCCACUAUCCUGAUGUGGUGAUGAGGGAGCGUCUGGCCAUGUGUACGAACCUGCCAGAGGCACGUGUGCAGGUCUGGUUCAAGAAUCGCCGGGCCAAGUUUCGUAAGAAGCAGCGCAGCCUGCAGAAGGAGCAGCUCCAAAAACAAAAAGAAGCAUCUGGAGCUGCAGAUGGCUCUACUGAAGACUCCAAGACUGACCUCACUACCACCACUACGCUGGUUCCUGAGGCCCGCACUCCUCCUCCUCCCUCCUCCGCUUCAUCCUGUCACUCAGAGACAGAGAGGCUGGCAGCAGCACAGCCCCAGCCUGGGGAGAUGAGUGUGGAAGUUAACGUCACCUCCCCUGAGCCGUCGGACUGCGAGUCAGCAGCAGAAGAUAAUGCUGACAGAGAGGAGGACGAAAUGAGAGGGGAGACGAGGGUGAAGAUCAGGGAGGAGACGCAAGGGGAGGUGGGAGCGCAGCCAGAGAGCAGCUCCCCGUCCUGCAAACGACUCAGCCCCACAUCAGACUCUCCCCUGAGCUCCCCCGCCUUGCCAUCCUCCAGCAGUGUGACUGCUGGUUUGGCCCAGAGCAACUCCUACGCCUCGUCUCCCCUCAGCCUCUUCCGGCUGCAGGAGCAGUUUCGGCAGCACAUGGCUGCCACCAACAACCUGGUGCACUAUCCCUCCUUCGACAUGAGCACGCCAUCCUCUUUGCCCUACCUGGGCAUGAACGUCAACAUGCCAUCACCACUGGGCUCGCUGCCCUGCCAGUCCUACUAUCAGACCCUGUCCCAGGCCCAGCAGGUAUGGAACAGCCCACUGCUGCAGACAGCGCCAGGCAGCCUCCCGGGAAGCCUCAACAGCAAGACCACCAGCAUCGAGAACCUCCGUCUGAGGGCCAAGCAGCACGCAGCCUCGCUGGGAUUGGACACUCUCCCCAACUGA